AUGCUUGAGUUCUUCUACUGUUGUGUGAAGGAUUUUCCAUAUGAUGACGACCCAUUGCCUGGCUUGCUUGCUGAUGAGCGAAAUUUGGACUUCCCCCUUGAAAAGGCCAGUGGGCUGUAUUUGCAAGUGCAAGUAGAAGUGGCAAAGACUAUGCUCAAGUGCGCGGCCCGGGGAAAGGCCGACCUUCUCGAUUUCGAGGCCGUCGACCCUUACAAAUUGCUAUGCGGAAAGCCUCCAAAUGUGGACGAGUUUCACAAGGAGCUCAGUGGUCUUCCGGAACCUGUGCUAUGUGACGAAUUUCUGGAAGAUCUCAUUGAUGAACACAAAGCACGAAUCGAAAGUAGGAAAAAUGAAAGCCAGAAGGAAGGGUCGGAAUGGCCGCUUCAAGGCAGCGCAAGAAUAUCAGACAUUUACGAGAAGGAGCUGGAGUUCUACCGGACCGCCGGCCCUGUUGAGUUUGUCGAAAGUGAAGGGGGGGGCUACACCUGGAAGUGGCGCCAGCCAGCCAACACUUUUUGGGACGAAAGGCGCAAGGUCUACGUCCAGGAGCUAAAGGGUGUCGAUCCCAAUCUGCAGCUGAAAGAACUGCGGCAGCACAUGUUGGACAUUACACCCAUGAGAAGCAUGUGCAGUGUGGGCAAAGUGAGAUAUUUUCGUGGAAUUGUGGUUGUCGGCAACGGCAAGGGCGUGUAUGGCUUUGGAAUAGGCUUUGGUUCUACGCCGAAAGAGUGUCGAUCUGAUUCGACGCUGAAGGCAUUGCAGAAUUUGGACUACAUUGACUAUGACCCAGGGCGAAUGCUUUGCACACCAUGUAGAGGCAUGGAAUACAAGCACACCAUGAAGCUCAUUCCGCGUCCAAUUGGUCGCGGGCUCAAGGUCUUGCUGGCCUUCGCGUCCUUCGUGCCAUUGCCCGUUCCGGCCUGGCUCCACUGUGUACUCCGCAUGACGUCAGCUGAUCGCAAGUUGCCUUUUUAUCGUGAUGAUGAGAUCGUUGUUGAUUCAUCAGGGAUCCCACAUUUCACCGGUGCAGUUCCAGCAUUGUUCAAAGAGAAUAGAUGCGUACAAGCGAGUGUUCACAGCCCUAGCUGGCAUGAGAAAGAAGUGAUCAUCCGCAAGACAGAAGCAUUUGAACGAUUCUUUGAUCGAAGUCAUCGCCGCAAAGGUCAGGACAUGGCUGGCUACAUUCGUGGGAAGCGGCAGAACUGGCGUGAUCUGAAAGAUUUGGAUGAUGCUUCGAACAUGUCUGAGGAUUUGCAAGCCUAUUUCUUGUUGCGAGGUGCCAACCUUAGCCGUGAAGAUCGUCGUGCCAUUCUGCUGGCCAACAAGUCAUCAUAUACACAAGCGGGCAUUGAGACAGCGUUGAAGAUUUCGUAUCAUGACCUCCAUGAACGAGAGAAGUCCCGUGGUUUUGAUGAGAGUCGAUAUGUUGGUCGUCGCAAGGGUGGCAAAGGCAAGGGAAAGAAGUUCUACAGCAAUUGGGUUGAUGAAGAUGAGCAGCCGUUCAUUGAAGAGUGGCUGGAUGAUACAGUUGAGGAUGAGCCGGAAACUCAGCCUGAAUAUGCUGCAGAAGCCUAUGCCGCUAUGGAGAAGCAGAAGAAGAGCUAUCAUGAUCAGCGGCAAAAGUUGAAGAAUCUGCAGAAGAAUCGUGGUUUCUUCCGUGGAGAGUUCACAUGGGAGGAACGCAAGAAGGCCAUCUCCAAGGAGAAAGAGCGGACACGUUGCAGUGCGUGUCAUCGUAUUGGCCAUUGGGCCGGAGAUCCCAAAUGUCCUCGUUCAGGAGGUGAUGCAUCCAAGAAGAACUGA
Molecule: messenger RNA, 1803 nt
Organism: Durusdinium trenchii
Lineage: Eukaryota; Dinophyceae; Suessiales; Symbiodiniaceae
Source: the annotation of a GenBank genome assembly